AUGUUCACGGUGAAUCCAGCAUUAGUGAAUGAGAAUUGUUCAACAAAGAAUGAACAAACCGACUUGAAACCUCUUUUGGGAGAUGAUAAUAAAAAUUCAAAAACAAUCCGUUGCCGGCACUGUCAAAGCCUGGUAUUCGAAACGAGAAAAGCAGUGGUGCUCAAAGGUGAACCUCAUGAACUGCGCGAAAUGAGCGUUGGAGGUUCGAAAGGUAAAUUCAAAGAGAAAGUGGAUCUGUGGUGGUUCACGGACAAUGAGUUUCUGUUCGAUACGGUUGGAUGGCAAACAGUGGACGGAUUGAAGAGUUUGAUGUGUGGUGAUUGUGAGUUCGGACCUUUCGGGUGGCGUACGAGCGAUAACAAAAAGUUUUACGUGGCUGUUGAACGAAUGCUGUACAAAUGA
This is a messenger RNA of Anisakis simplex (herring worm), 402 nucleotides long. NCBI's taxonomy places the organism in Eukaryota, Metazoa, Nematoda, Chromadorea, Rhabditida, Anisakidae. The record is from the annotation of a GenBank genome assembly.